Sesamum indicum (sesame) is the source of this 1808-nucleotide messenger RNA. RefSeq names its product Auxin efflux carrier family protein (gene PIN6). Gene Ontology annotation, molecular function: auxin efflux transmembrane transporter activity. Gene Ontology annotation, biological process: auxin polar transport; auxin export across the plasma membrane. Gene Ontology annotation, cellular component: endoplasmic reticulum; plasma membrane. The record is from RefSeq and is a predicted model, not a curated record. Lineage: Eukaryota; Viridiplantae; Streptophyta; Magnoliopsida; Lamiales; Pedaliaceae.
CCCAACACGCACUCACUUCUCCUUGUCAAUUACUUAUAUAAGAACACCCCAACAAACACACGCACACGCACACAAUCCCACACACUGUCCCUGAUCUCUCUCACAACACACAAAGAUGAUAAGUGGAGAUGAUUUCUAUAAAGUAAUGUGCGCGAUGGUGCCCCUUUACUUUGCAAUGCUGGUGGCCUACGCGUCUGUGAAAUGGUGGAAGAUCUUUUCGGCGGAGCAAUGCUCCGGCAUCAACCGCUUCGUGGCGAUCUUUGCCGUCCCGGUUCUGUCCUUCCACUUCAUCUCUCAGAACAAUCCGUACCAGAUGGACACUAAGUUCAUAUUGGCCGACACUCUGUCCAAAGCCUUCGUCCUCAGCUUGCUCUCCAUUUGGUGCAUCUACAAAGGGCAGUUGGAUUGGCUCAUCACUCUUUUCUCAAUUUCUACUUUGCCCAACACUCUGGUUAUGGGCAUCCCUUUGCUCAAUGCUAUGUAUGGCGAGUUCACGCAGAGCCUCAUGGUUCAACUAGUUGUCCUCCAAUGCAUUAUCUGGUACACGCUACUACUCUUCCUCUUUGAAUACAGAGCAGCCACCAUUCUGAUCCAAACCCAAUUUCCCGGUCCAACCGCUGCCGCCAUAACCAAAUUCCACAUAGACAAUGAUGUCAUCUCACUCGACGGCCGUGACCCGCUUUGCACCGACUCCGAGAUCGACAACAAUGGCCGCAUCCAUGUCCGCAUCCGACGCUCCACAUCAUCGGCACCUCCGUCGUCCUCCAUGGGGCUCACCCCCAGAGCAUCAAAUCUAUCAAAUGCUGAAAUCUUCUCCAUCAACACGCCCCACGAAUUCGGGUUCGCGCACCAACCUGUUAGUCCCCAGCUCUCGGGCUACGCCUCAUCGGAUGCGUACUCGCUGCAACCUACGCCAAGGGCUUCGAACUUCAACGAAUUGGACUUGACCGCCAUGAGUCCCACAACGGGGAAGGUCUUCCGGCAGCCGUCUCCGGCGGUCAAAAUGGUCUGGGAGUCGCCGGUGGAGGGACAAGGAUUCAGAGAUGAUGUUGGCGAUAAGGAUCUUAGCUUCAGAGACUGCUCAAAGAUUGAAGUGGAAAAGGGAAUUUCAAGAAAUAAUGAAGAACAAGAAAUGCCACAUGCUCUUGUGAUGCUAAGGCUUAUUCUGAUCAUGGUUGGAAGGAAGCUUUCACGUAAUCCAAACACCUAUUCCAGCGUCUUAGGCCUUUUAUGGUCUCUAAUCUCAUUUAAAUGGAAAGUGGGGAUGCCUAGCAUACUCAAAUACUCCAUCACGAUCAUUUCUGAUGCAGGACUUGGAAUGGCCAUGUUUAGCUUGGGACUGUUCAUGGCACUUCAGCCUCGAAUAAUAGUUUGUGGCACAAAAAUGGCGAUGAUAUCUAUGGCCAUUCGAUUCAUCGUUGGCCCCACCGUAAUGUCUACUGCAUCCGUUGCCGUAGGUCUCAGAGGAGCGCACCUCCAUGCAGCCAUAGUUCAGGCAGCUCUUCCCCAAGGGAUUGUUCCGUUUGUAUUUGCAAGAGAAUACGGACUACAUCCCGAUAUAUUGAGCACAGGGGUCAUAUUUGGCAUGUUGGUGUCAUUACCAGUAACACUUCUCUACUACAUAUUGCUGGGCUUAUGAAGGAAGGAAACAAGAAAAGAAAAUCAAAUUCACGAUUUUUAGUUAUGUUAGCUACCGUUAAAUUACUUGCUUUUUUUAAUUAUGUAUUAUCUAACUCUAAUUAUUGCAUAAUUUAGAAAAAUACAACCCAUAUUUAUUCCACGUUUUUAACUAACGCAAUGAAAAAAUA